Adineta steineri is the source of this 1038-nucleotide messenger RNA. The record is from the annotation of a GenBank genome assembly. Lineage: Eukaryota; Metazoa; Rotifera; Eurotatoria; Adinetida; Adinetidae.
AUGUCAAAUGCAAGCAGCAAUUCAAAUUUAUCUACACCCGGAAUUGUACUAGUGUAUGGUGGAACAAGUGUAAAUGAAAUUCCUCUAAUUGGAAGAUUCUGGAUGUUUCUUAUAUCAAAUUGUGCAUCAUUUAUUUGUUCUGUUUUUGUUCUUUAUUAUUUACUAUUUGAUAGGAAUCUUCGACGUGGACUUAAUAGUCAUGUUCUCAUAGUUGGUCUUAUCUUUAAUCUUUUUGCACUGGUAUUAGAUGUUCCAUUGGUUUUAUAUCGUCUAUAUCAUGGAAUUGUUUGGAUGCAAGUGCCAAUUAUUUGUGUACUUUGGCAAUAUAUUGAUUCAGUAUCAUAUACAGUAUUACCCAAAUUAGUUGCAUGGGCUUCAUUUGAACGGCACAUUCUGAUUUUUAAUGAACAACGACUUUUACUAUCAAAGAAUCGUAUUUUAUUUCAUUACAUACCUAUAGGUGUAGUCGCUGGUUAUCACAUUCUUCUCUAUACGACAAUAUACUUUAUUGUACCUUGUCAAAAUGUAUUUGAUUAUACACAAACUUACUGUGGAUAUGAUAGUUGUGUAUAUGAAACUUCAUUUGCUAUUUACGAGCUAUUCUCAAAUGGCGUAUUCUCAUGUGUCUGUAUUGCUUUCUUCAAUAUCACUCUAAUUGUUCGUGUUAUCUAUCGUAGAUAUCGUAUACAUCGACAUGUAGAUUGGCACAAGCAUCGAAAACUAACACUUCAACUCUUAUAUGUUGUAUCAAUAUUUUAUAUCUUUUAUUUUCCUUUGGUUAUAGUAGGUGUUUGCCGUUAUAUUACUGGUAUAAAGACCUUUGGUUCUCAAUAUUAUGUAUACGGAAACUUUUUAUCUUUUUAUGUUAAUUUUCUCUUUCCUUUUGGAUGUGUUGCCAUAAUACCUAAAAUUAAAACAAAAAUCAAAAAGAUAUUAUUAUGUUGGAAAAUAAAACCAUCUGCUGUUGGUCCACCUACAGUGAAUACUCUGCAACAACGAACUGGCCAAACACCGAUGACAGCGGGUAUUGCUUCAUGA